GCGUGGCAAGGCAACUCCCCUUUUACCUCUGCCUUGUACGCAAAUGCUCCGUGGCGCAGCCAUGUUGUUCUCUUUCUAUCGAUUUCAGAGGCACUGAACACCUGUUUCCUCGCACAAACUGCGGUUUAAUUCGAACAUGGAGCUCACAGUACCAGACUUUAUGAGAAGGUGCAUUGAAUCCUACGAAGCGCUGAGAGGAAAGGUCCCUAGUGAAGUUGAUAUCGCAUUCUGGGAUGCUGUUGUCAUAUCAGCAGCCGAUGAGGACCAAGCCACUGCGUUUCGUGAACAAAUCGCUCAGAGGAAAGAGCGAAAUCUCAUCCCUCUUGUGCCGUAUCAUGUGUUCUCAGAUCCACCUGGACCAAAAGUUGGUUCAGGUGGUGCGACCCUUCACAUACUUGAGCAUCUUCGUAAUAUGUACGGAGAAGAACAGCGUCGCAUGAGAAUCUUGCUUAUUCACACUGGCGGCCAAAGCAAGCGCCUACCUAGCCACAGUGCUCUGGGAAAGCUGUUUGCGUUUCUUCCAAUCAGUGUGGCAACUGAGUUUCAAAUGUUUGACCUAAAGGUGGCUAUGUACUCUCCAUUCCUGGCCAAGAUGAAAGCCGGUGUGUUUUUGACUUGCUCAGACGACAUCGAGACUUACACGCUUCCUCUGUUUGAAGGAAGCACACAGUCAUGCCAGUGGAGCUUCGACAAAUCCGGAUUCACCGCACUUGCGCAUCCAUCCCCCAUUUCAGUGGGGCUAACACAUGGAGUCUAUGUUCUGCCAAAGGAAGUUCAGUCUACCUCCACGUGCCUGACGACCGAGUGCCUUGAAGUUUUGCAGAAGCCAACAGAGAAGCGUAUGCGUGACAAGGGCGCAAUUUUUGAGGAAGGAGAAAGCAACAAGGAGUUUGCAUACACUGACAGUGCAUUCUUCUUUGAUUGCUCUGUUGUUGACAAGCUCAUCAAGUUCUACACCCAGAUCAAGCCAGUGACCCAGGAAAUCGAUGCCUACAGAGAUUUUCUGCAGCUUUUAGGCAGUCGUUCGAGGAGUUGUGUUUCACAGGCAGGCGAAGGUGGAGCGGGAGAUCAGCUUGGUGUCCAACAAGUGCUCCACAACUGUGAGCUACAUGUGGUGGUGCUGCCGUUAUCAAAGUUCUACCAUCUUGGAACAAUGCAGGAGUACAUAGAUAACUUGUGUUUCAGCGAGACCUUUGCGGAGGAGUUGCAGACCUCUAGGUUUGUGCACAGCAAGCUUAUUCCCUUGGAGGUUUGUGUACCUGCUAACAUUUCUGGAGUGGUAAUGCGCUCCCUCAUUCACCCAGCAUCCACUGUUCCUCGCUCGGCAGUUGUAGAGUGCUGUAGGUUUGAAGUGCCAGUUAAACUCGGAGACAUGUGCAUUCUCAGCAACUGCCGACUAGAAAACCUAGUCGACGGAGUGGUGGAAGUUCCAGGAAGGGCUAUAAUAUUCACUGUCAGUGUAAGAAACGACACUUGCAAAGGGUACGUCACACUCGCAUUUGGAAUUGAUGAUGACUUGAAGUUAGCAGCGCGUGAUGCAAGGGAACUGUCCUACUUUGGAAAGAGGUUGGGUCAGUUGGAGGAUUCCAAGCUAGUCAUCUGUGAUUCAUUGUUUAAGACUUCCUCUGCCGCAUCGACUCUCUGGGAGGCAAGACUCUUUUCAGUGAAAGCCACAAUGACAGAGGCAUUUCUGUCAACGUUAGAACUGGUGCAGGCGGUACUACAGGAUGUCCCUCAAGUGGCCGAAGGAAAAGAAAGUGCAACAAUGAGCAUGGAUGAUGUCUUAAGAUGCAAGGACAUAGGGGAGCUUCUAAGACACCAAAACACUAUAUUCAAUUGAUAAAUGACCAAGUUAUUGCACGGCAUUUCUGCUAAGUUCAUGCCCGGUGUACAUCUUGUGAAACUUAAGUGGAUUUGUGCAAUAAAGGUGCAAUGGUGCUUAACGCACC
Molecule: messenger RNA, 1949 nt
Organism: Rhipicephalus sanguineus (brown dog tick)
Lineage: Eukaryota; Metazoa; Arthropoda; Arachnida; Ixodida; Ixodidae
Product: fucose-1-phosphate guanylyltransferase
Exons: 4
Coding region: 137-1840 (567 amino acids)
Molecular function (GO): transferase activity, transferring phosphorus-containing groups
Source: RefSeq, a predicted model, not a curated record